Molecule: messenger RNA, 738 nt
Organism: Mya arenaria
Lineage: Eukaryota; Metazoa; Mollusca; Bivalvia; Myida; Myidae
Product: four-domain proteases inhibitor-like
Exons: 5
Coding region: 99-650 (183 amino acids)
Molecular function (GO): protein binding
Source: RefSeq, a predicted model, not a curated record
GAAGCCCUAGAAGAUAAGAUAAAAGCAAAAGGAAUUGCCAUAUUAAGUUACCGUAACACGUUUCUUUCUUUUGGUUUGUGAAAUACUGUCCUACAAGAAUGGCAUUUAAAUUGGUUGUUUUGGCGACAGUCCUCACUGUGACAUUGGCCUACCAAGACCUGACGCACAUUUGCGAUGGGUUCAAGAAUAUCAACUGCCAAACCAUGUACACACAGAAGGAAGACGACGAAACCGUCUGCGGAUCUGAUCGCGUGACCUACAGUAACUUUUGCGAGUACAGCCACGCCCGAUGCGCCGACCACAGCAUGGUUUUGUCGAACUUAGGGCCGUGUUUCACUAGCACAGCUCCAGCGCCAACCACGACAACUGUUAUGGAUCGUACAACCCCUAACGUAGUAACAGCGAAACCUACGACAGCGGCAAACACAAUGCCGGCAUCAACAACACCUAUGGUGACCACAACCACAACACCAGACCCCCUCCUCGUUGCCUUCUGUCAGUCCAAGAACUCCAUCACGUGCCCGCAGAAUCUGGAGCCAAUUUGUGGAUCAGACACGAAGUUCUACCUUAACCAGUGCGAGUUUUCCAAGGCCUAUUGUGAGAACAACUCCCUCACAUCCAAAGAUAUCAGCUUUUGUACCGGACAGUAGAAGAGUACAGCACUUUGACAGUGGGCAUUUUGUUUCAUUUCUGCAGUUUUGUGUAAAUGGUUAUGAAAAAACACAUUUCAAAGUUGAA